GUGAUGCAGUGCCCUAGAAGAGCACCUCCCUCAGGAAGUAGCAGCUGCCCAGGGGAACACUGACAAUUCUGCAGCAGAGGAUGCCAAAGACAACCAUGGAGAAGGAGGAGCAGCUGGGAGCAUGGCCGGCACAGGCAUGUGGCUUCGCUGUGUCAGCUUCCCUGAGCAGGGAUGCAGGGAGAGACCACCAGCAACAAGCAGCACAGCAGGAGCCACCAGGGCUGUCGGUGUACAUUGAGUGCUACCAAAGCACUACAUGGCUGUGGGGGCACAAGAAGCAGGGGCCUUUUGUGAGGGAGGUCAUCGUGUCCUUUAAGAGGAGCCCUCCCGAGGACGUGGACGGGAGCUGCCCAGCCAGAAGCACAAGCAGACAGGCCUCCCUCUGGAAAGCCACCCAGCCACAGCAGCAGGAUGGCCUGGAGGACAGGGAGGUACAACAGCCAGAAAGCCAAGGACAGGGUUUGUCUCUGAGAUGCUCGGGGGGACUGGAUGACACACCUGGGCAGCAGGUGAUGCAGGAGCAGCUGGGAGCCCAAGCUCCAAUCAUCAGGGCAGUGGCCUUGAUCAGGGAACAGGAGCGUGAAACUGCCACUGAUGCAGAGCUGUCUGAGGAAGAGGAAUGGGCAGAUGCCAUGGACACAGAGCUCUCAGAGGAAGAGGAAUGGGAAAAUGCCGUUGACAUUGAGAUGUCAGAGGAGGAGGAAUGGCAAGAUGCAACAGACACAGAGCUGUCCCAAGGAACAGAUGCUGUUGGGUCACCUCCUGUCCAACACUGGGUCAGUUCCUUGGGUCUGGAGGACAACACUGAUCCCAGGGAGGGUCCCAGCUUCUCUAUCAGUGUGGAUAGAGAGGCUGCAGGAGAAGCAGCUGACAAACUGCUGAGAGCGUCUCCUGCCCCAGUGCAUCCAGCAGAUGUGCAGCUGGCUGAUUUUGCCCCACUUGUAGCUUCCGUGGGACACUGUACACCUCUCAAACAUGAGAAGGCAGAGCCACCAGCUUCUUCUGCCCCCAUGGAGGCUGCAAGAGCAGCAGGGACAGAGAAUGAGGCACCUGCUCCACAUGGGCCCACAGCUGAUGGCCCCGCUCAGCUGGACAAAGCCGAGUCCAUGGAGGCUGAGGGCCUGGACAAGAGCGUCCUUGUAGUCCAAGAACUUGACGAGCCACAAAGAGAAAUGUGGGGCCAGGAACAAAGCGAGAACAAGGUGACAGGACACAAAGCCACAGCAGAAGGGGCAGAGAAUCUGGAAGCUGGCCUGCAGAGCCCCACAACCGAUGCUCCGCUACUGCUGGACUCAGCUGAUUACACCAGAACUGAGAUUGUUAAGAGGGCCUGGCUUAUGAUCCAGGAACCUGUCCAGGAGCUAGAAGAAGAGUGGGAGCAGAAAGGAAGCAUGGAUGAGGCAACAACAGCAACAGCCAAAACAGAGGGGCCAGAGAGCCUAGCACAUACCCCACACAGCCCCACAGUCGAUACCCCUCUGCUGGACAUGGCUGACUACAUCAGGACUGACAUUGUUAAGAGGGCCUGGCUUAUGAUCCAGGAACCUGUCCAGCAGCCAGAAGAAAAGUGGGAGAGGGAAGGAAGCAGGAAUAAGGUGAUGACAGCAACAGCCAGAACAGAGGAGGCAGAGAGUCCAGCACAUGCCCCACACAGUCCCACAGUCAAUAACCCACGAGUGUUGGACAUGGCCAAGUACUUCAGAGCUGAAAUUGUAAAGAAGGCCCAUCAUUUGGUCCAGAGACCUUUCCAAGAGGUGAAGGAGCAGCAGGACUGGAAACAAAGCCCAGAUGAAGUGAUUGCAAGACCUGCAGGAUGUGCCUACAGACUUUUUGCCUCUACUGUCAUCAACACCCCACCUCAUGAGGGUUGGCUGAACCAUGCCCUCAAACUGCACCACAGGAGAGAGGCAGAAGCAGGAGCCAACAGCCGAUGCCACAGAUCUGCUGGACAUGGCCCAGGAGAUCAGAAAUGAGACACUGCACAAGGCUGUGCACAUGGUCCAAGGAUUCUAGACUAUGGAAUAGCAAGAUCUGUGGAACAACAAGGCCAAAGGAGCAGGCGGAAGAACAGAGAGACCUGGAAAAAGGCCCAGGUUAGAUGAGUUACAGACCCAUUUAGGAUUUGAUGUAGACAAAUUUUGAUGCCAAUGAAAGUUGUUACUU
Messenger RNA from Passer domesticus (house sparrow), 2163 nucleotides. RefSeq lists its product as uncharacterized. The coding region runs from base 81 to 1973 and encodes 630 amino acids. The transcript has 2 exons. NCBI's taxonomy places the organism in Eukaryota, Metazoa, Chordata, Aves, Passeriformes, Passeridae. The record is from RefSeq and is a predicted model, not a curated record.